AUUUGCAUAAACGCUUGUCACACUCGGCUCCACGCCUCCUCUCGGCGUGUUGCACUGUGCCUUCGGAUUGGAUGUCCUAUUUUGGUAAUCGGACAGCCCCUAAAAAAAAACCGAGACUUGGGUCUGACUGGCUGGUGUAACCAGAGCGGUAUACAGACUCACAGACAGGGGCGAUCGGAUCAAUUGCCGGAUGUAUCCACAUCGCGACGUGGAAUUGUAGUGUGUAUCUUUUUCAAGUUGAUACAAUUCCUUCGCAUUCCCAUGUGUGUGAGAGCGGCUCGGCUCGCUACACUGCAGCGGCGGACACAGUGUUGCUGAAGGUGCGGUUCCAGCAGCAACGGCAGCGGCGGCUCCGCUUCGCUCUGAUCGACAUGAGCCUGGAGCAGGAGGCGGCAGCAGCAGCAGGGGCGGUCUCUGAGGGAGACAGCGGCCUCGCUGUCCCGGUGCCGCUCCUGUGCCCCGCACAGGGCAGUGCCAGCACCAGCGUCCCGGCCGGUACCUACUGGCAGGAUCACACGGCAGCCGCUUCGGCACCGUCCUCGGUGCCGGCUGCCCGGCUCAAGAACCGGCCGACCACCGUGGUGUACGUGGUGAACGAGGCGGCUCAGCUGCUGCUCGCCGAGAGCCUGGCUCUGCAGUGUUUGAGGGAAGCGUGCGAGAGUGUCAGCGCCUCCCUGGAGACUGUGCCCUUCGAGAAGCUGGACUUCGGAGAGACCGCCGUCCUGGAUUAUUUCUACAAUGCAGAUAUCGCUGUGGUGGAGAUGAGUGAUGCUUUUCGUCAACCUUCCUUGUUUUACCAUCUUGGAGUGCGGGAGAGCUUCAGCAUGGCGAAUAAUAUUAUUUUAUACUGUGAUACAAAUUCUGACACGCUUCAGUCACUGCAGGAAAUUAUUUGUCAAAAGAAAAAUGCAUCCUGUGGAAACUACACCUUUAUACCAUAUAUGGUGACUCCACACAACAAGGUAUACUGUUGUGAGAGCAGCUACAUGAAGGGAUUGAGUGAGCUAAUGCAGCCAAAUUUUGAGUUGCUGCUUGGACCAAUCUGCAUGCCAUUAGUGGAUCGCUUUGUUCAGUUACUGAAGGUUGCAUACAUCAGUUGCUGUCAGUAUUUUCGGGAAACCAUCCUGAGUGACAUCAGGAAAGCUCGUGAACUGUACAGUGGGAAAGAGUUGGCUGAAGAACUAAAAAGAAUAAGGAAACGCCUGGACAACGUUGAAGUUUUAUCAGCUGAUAUUGUUAUUAAUUUACUUCUUUCCUACCGUGAUAUUCAAGAUUAUGAUGCAAUUGUAACAUUGGUGGAAACAUUGGAAAAACUUCCAACCUGUGAUCUAGUGGACAAUCUUCAUAUCAAAUUUCACUAUGCUUUUGCACUAAAUCGGAGAAAUCUUGUUGGUGACCGACAAAGUGCCAUUGAGAUAUUGUUACCAAUGGUACAGUCAGAAGAGCAGGUGCCAUCUGAUAUGUACUGCCUCUUGGGCCGUAUCUACAAGGACAUGUUUCUGGACUCUGGCUUCCAGGACACUGAAAGCCGAGAUCAUGGAGCAUAUUGGUAUGGAAAGGCCUUUGAAUCUGAGCCAACAGUACAUUCUGGGAUAAAUUUAGCUGUUCUCCUCCUUGCAGCAGGACAUCAGUUUGACACAUCCUUUGAACUGCACAAAACAGGAGUGAAGCUCAGCAGCCUACUGGGGAAAAAGGGAAAUCUGGAAAAAAUACAAAGUUAUUGGGAUGUUGGCUUUUUCCUUGGUGCCAGUAUGUUAGCAAAUGAUCCUCUCCGAGUUAUCAUGGCUUCUGAGAAGCUUUUUAAACUCAAGGCACCAGCAUGGUAUCUGAAGUCUGUUGUACAAACCAUUCACAUAUACCAACGUUUCAAGAAACAGACUCCAGAGCAGCCCCCUGAAUGUCAGGAGCUCAUGGACUUUUGGAUGGAUUUCAUUGUGGAAGCCACCAAUGAAGCUGUGACGCUGGUUCGGUUUCCUGUUUUAAUCUUGGAGCCAACCAAGGUUUUCCAGCCUGCCUACUUAUCCAUAAACAAUGAUGCAGAAGAGAAGACAGUAUCUAUUUGGCACGUAUCACCACAUGACAAGAAUGGCAUUUAUGAAUGGAACUUCAACGCUGCAACUAUUAGGGGUGUGAGUGUUUCAAAAUGUGAUGAGCGUUGUUGCUUCCUGUACGUUCUGCAUAAUUCAGAUGACUUUCAGAUAUAUUUUUGCACAGAGCUACACUGCAAGAGAUUCUGUGAAAUGGUGAACUCCAUAACCGAUGAGGUAGGAAAGGGUGCCGAGGAAGGUGACUCGGAAGGAGAUGCUUUGGAGUACGAUUAUGAAUAUGAUGAGAAUGGUGAAAAGAUGGUGCUGGGAAAAGGGACAUUUGGAAUGGUCUAUGCAGGUAGAGACCUCAGCAAUCAGGUCAGAAUUGCCAUCAAAGAAAUCCCGGAAAGGGACAGCAGGUAUUCCCAACCUCUGCAUGAAGAAAUUGCUCUCCAUAAGCACCUUAAACAUAAGAACAUUGUGCAAUACCUGGGCUCUAUUAGUGAAAACGGUUUCAUUAAGAUCUUUAUGGAGCAGGUUCCUGGAGGCAGCCUUUCUGCCCUUUUACGAUCAAAAUGGGGCCCCUUGAAGGAUAAUGAACAAACUAUUGGAUUCUAUACCAAACAGAUCCUGGAAGGAUUGAAAUACCUUCAUGACAAUCAAAUAGCUCAUCGAGAUAUAAAGGGUGAUAAUGUGUUGAUAAACACAUACAGUGGAAUCUUGAAAAUAUCUGAUUUUGGUACUUCGAAAAGACUGGCAGGAAUCAAUCCAUGUGCCGAAACAUUCACAGGGACACUGCAGUACAUGGCACCUGAAAUUAUUGAUAAAGGACCAAGAGGUUAUGGAAAGCCUGCUGACAUCUGGUCAUUAGGAUGCACGAUUAUUGAAAUGGCAACAGGGAAACCUCCAUUUUAUGAACUAGGAGAACCUCAGGCUGCUAUGUUUAAGGUUGGAAUGUUUAAAAUUCAUCCCGAUAUUCCAGAAUCCAUGUCACCAGAAGCGAAGGAUUUCAUACUGCGUUGCUUCGAACCAGAACCUGACAAACGUGCUGCAGCUUCAGAAUUACUUUCAGAUGAAUUUCUGAAGGUUACUAGCAGAAAGAAAAAGACCCAACUAAAACAACAAGACUAUCUUCGCAGCAUAUCCCUCCCCGUUCCGGUUGUUGUGGAGGAAUUGAGCAGUGGUAGUGAAUUUGGCUCAGUUUCACCAGACUCUGACCUGAAGCAGGAUCUAUUCUUUUUCAAAUCAAGGGCGAAAUCCUGCAUUGAAAAAGAAAGCAAAGCAAGUAGACCUUUGCUUCUCAGUAUACCUGAUGAUCACUUUGAAGAUCACAGUGCACCACCAUCUCCUGAGGAUAAGGAUGCAGGGUUCUUUAUGUUAAAGAAAGACAGUGAGCGAAGGGCUACUCUACAUCGGAUACUAACAGAGGACCAGGACAAAGUUGUGAGAAACUUGCUUGAAUCUCUGAUGCAGGGUUCUGAAGAACCAAAGCUAAAAUCUGAGCACAUCUGUACACUUGUGGUUAGUUUGCGGGAGUUUGUGAGAUUAAUUGAUCGCAAAAUCAUCUCUGCCACCCUUUCCAAGCUGAAGUUGGAGUUGGAUUUUGACAACCAUGCCAUUAGCCAGAUUCAGAUGGUGCUCUUUGGCUUCCAGGAAGCUGUAAAUAAAGUCCUGAGAACCCAUAAUAUAAAACCUCACUGGAUGUUUGCUUUGGAUAACAUCAUUCGCAAGGCUGUGCAGACAGCUAUUACCAUUCUUGUACCUGAACUGAGACCACAUUUCAGCCUCGCCUCUGGGAGUGAUGCUGCAGACCAAGAAGAAGAAGCAGAUGAUGAGGAUGAUGAAGACCACAACAAGCCUAUUCGUUCUCAAACUCGGCGGCCAAGUGCUGUGCAAGAGGACCCAAUACCAACUUCUGGUGUUAGUACCCUGAGUUCAACAUUGUCCCAUGACUCCCAAUAUGUACACAGGUCCUUGAGUAUGCAGUUGGGAAGACUUAAAUUAGAAACCAGCAGGCUUUUGGAAGAGCUUGUUCAGAAGGAAAAGGAUUAUCAGGUUCUUCUUCACCAGGCUAUUGAAGAAAAGGAACAGGAAAUUAAAUUGCUGAGAUUGAAGUCACAACCCAUAGACCUGCCUGUCCUGUCAGUGUGUCGCUAUGAUUCUUCUCCAGUGAACACUGGAGAUCCUGAACUUAUUGAUUGGUUGAGAGAACAUGGAGCUGAUGAAGAUACAAUAGAUAGGUUUGUGGCAGAUGAUUACAAUUUGAUUGACGUUCUCCACUACAUGACAAGAGAUGAUUUAAAGUGCUUGAGAUUGAGAGGUGGAAUGCUUUGCAAGUUAUGGAAAGCAAUUGUGGAGAACAGAAAAAGAGAAUUUCCUUCCCCACUAGAUCAUACCUAACGAACCUGUAUUGGGGCACAUAGCAUCAUCUCUCGAUGAGAUACAGCACUUUAAAUUGAAACAAAUUAGACAGUGUAAACAUAUAAAUUGUUAGAAGUGUGCUGCAACAAGUACUGUGUACCUGAAAUGCUGACAAAAUGUGUAUGUGCUGUGAAUAGUUUGGUCCACAACUGUGCAAUUUUGCAAAGUGUUUUUAUGCAAAAUAACAAUAUUUAAGGAAGAGAUUUAUGAAACCUUGAAUACUAGUUUUGAGGGAUAAUUUUUCAAUUUUCCAUUCCCAAUGGAGACACCUGUACGCUAACAGUAUAUAUUGGAUUGUUGAAGGUCCACUGUAUAUGAUUUACUAGUCAGUAGGAAAAUGAAGUGCAGUGCUUGCCCAAAACCUAAUGUAUACAUCUAGCAAAUUUAGGCUCUGCAGAGUGUACACACUGGAAAAUUAUCCCUUUUAUAGCAGUCACAUUUAGGUUUCUAUUUUGACUUGUACUAAUAAAUAGCGCAAACCAAUUGUGUACUUUUUUUUAUACCAGACAUUUUCGUGUUCGUAUAUGCCAUUUCAUUGAACUACUGUUAAUGUAUGUGGCGCAAAACUGCACACAACUUUUUUUUAAACAAUAUCUGGGAAUAUAACCAGUUAUUUUAAGAUGCCUUUAUACAUUUCUGCGGUUGAACAAUCUAACUUACAUGACUAAAUUUGGUAAUGGUAAUUUUAUUAAAUAUUUGAAUAUUAUAACUAAUUGUCUCAGUUUGUAACCUGGGUUAAAUGGCUUUAUAUUGUGUAAUUACAGUUAAUCAUGUUUACUAUUGUAAUGGAUGUUGUAAUAUGCUUUAAAUCUUAGUGCGACAGUUUACAUUCGUUACUGAACUUUGUGCCACCAAAGGCUUGUUAUAAAGCUAAAGUUAUGAUAACCACUUCCAAA
Messenger RNA from Hemiscyllium ocellatum (epaulette shark), 5344 nucleotides. RefSeq names its product mitogen-activated protein kinase kinase kinase 5 (gene map3k5). NCBI's taxonomy places the organism in Eukaryota, Metazoa, Chordata, Chondrichthyes, Orectolobiformes, Hemiscylliidae. Gene Ontology annotation, molecular function: MAP kinase kinase kinase activity; ATP binding. Gene Ontology annotation, biological process: cellular response to stress; protein phosphorylation; MAPK cascade. The coding region runs from base 372 to 4427 and encodes 1351 amino acids. The transcript has 29 exons. The record is from RefSeq and is a predicted model, not a curated record.